Molecule: messenger RNA, 342 nt
Organism: Closterium sp. NIES-65
Lineage: Eukaryota; Viridiplantae; Streptophyta; Zygnematophyceae; Desmidiales; Closteriaceae
Source: the annotation of a GenBank genome assembly
AUGGAGGACGCAGAGGCGCGCCGCUCUCGCCUGCGCAGCAUGCGCGAGUCCGCGGCGAAGCAGCAGGCGGCGUCCCCCGGCGCACCCACGCCUUCCGCCGCCCUCUCCGCACUCCCCUCCCCCGACUUCUCUCCGCCGCUUAUCCGUACGCAUCCGCGCGUGCACCAUCCGGGGAAGGCGGACCUGGGGGAGGUAGAUCUGCUAGACGGCCAGCAGGAGCAGCCACCACAGGCUCGGGGAAUUUCUCACAGGCCUCAUGUGGAGAUCACGAGCAUGGAGGUGAAAGCCCAGCUGCUGGUGGUGGAGGGGAGAUGUCCCAUGAAGCAUCGCCACAUCUCUUAA